This is a messenger RNA of Mercenaria mercenaria, 630 nucleotides long. Its product is annotated as 28S rRNA (cytosine-C(5))-methyltransferase-like. The record is from RefSeq and is a predicted model, not a curated record. Lineage: Eukaryota; Metazoa; Mollusca; Bivalvia; Venerida; Veneridae. The transcript has 5 exons. Bases 16 to 630 code for a protein of 204 amino acids.
CAUGUGAGAUAGAACAUGGUGCUAUUUUGUAUUCUAUUUAAAUGUAAACAUGUGUCAUUUCAGAAUAAGAAAGCUUUGUAUGCUCUGACCUGUGAGACAUUAAGGUACCGUAAACCUGUGUUAGAAAUAGCAGCAGAAUGUGGUGUGUUAAAGGACAAGAGACUGAGAAAUGAUGAUAACCUUGUAGCAGUUCUCAUGUACGAGCAUUUACUGGGAAAGGGUGUUUCUGGAAAAUACAAGGUCAUGCUUCAUAAGUAUAAAAAUGCCAUACACAGCAGGUGUGAGAGGAUAAAAAUAGAACAAGGAGUGACAGAUCUGAAGCAAGCACUGCAGAAACUGCUGCCAUCUCAUGUAGCAGAUAAACCACUACCAAAGUAUGUAAGGAUCAACACAAUACUGGGCAGAAAAGAAUAUGUGAUGAGAGAACUACAAAAACAAUUUGAGUUGAGAGAACAUUCAAGGUCGGUCAGCAUGACAGAAUGUGACAGCGGAGACUGGUUUAUAGAGGAUGAACAUAUACCUAACGUGUUGAUGUUUCCCUCUUCUACACAGCUUCAUAAUCAUCCAUUGUACUUGUCUGGUAAAGUUAUUAUCCAGGACAAGGUAAACUAUGCAGAAACAGCGUGUUAA